Messenger RNA from Dermochelys coriacea (leatherback sea turtle), 4358 nucleotides. RefSeq names its product arginine vasopressin receptor 1A (gene AVPR1A). Gene Ontology annotation, molecular function: peptide binding; vasopressin receptor activity. Lineage: Eukaryota; Metazoa; Chordata; Testudines; Dermochelyidae. Gene Ontology annotation, biological process: G protein-coupled receptor signaling pathway; positive regulation of vasoconstriction; regulation of systemic arterial blood pressure by vasopressin. The record is from RefSeq and is a predicted model, not a curated record. Gene Ontology annotation, cellular component: membrane. The transcript has 2 exons. Bases 59 to 1381 code for a protein of 440 amino acids.
ACCCGGCGGCGGCGAAGCGAGCGGGAGGUGCGAGGGCAGGGUCCCGCCGGGCGGCACCAUGCGCUCGGCCGCCGGCCCCGGGCCCUCGUGGGAAGACGCGGCCGCACCCGCACCCGCACCCGCGGCCGGGAACGGCAGCCAGUGGCGGCUGGCGGCGGGGAGCAGCAGCCCCAGCCCCAGCCCCAGCCCCAGCCCGGCGCCCGGCUCCGCCGCCCCCAACGCGAGCCGCGCGGCCGGCUGGGACCCCUACGGGCGGGACGAGGAGCUGGCCAAGCUGGAGAUCGCCGUGCUGGCGCUGACCUUCGCGGCGGCGCUGCUGGGCAACGGCCUCGUGCUGCUGGCGCUGCGCCGCACGGCCCGCAAGGCCUCCCGCAUGCACCUCUUCAUCCGCCACCUCAGCCUGGCCGACCUGGCCGUGGCCUUCUUCCAGGUGCUGCCGCAGCUGUGCUGGGAGGUGACCUACCGCUUCCACGGGCCCGACGGGCUGUGCCGCGUGGUGAAGCACCUGCAGGUCUUCGGCAUGUUCGCCUCGGCCUACCUGCUGGUGGCCAUGACGGCCGACCGCUACGUGGCCGUGUGCCACCCGCUGCAGAGCCUGCGCCAGCCCGCCCGCCGCCCGCACGCCAUGGUGGCGGCCGCCUGGGCGCUCAGCCUGCUGCUCAGCACCCCGCAGUACUUCAUCUUCUCCCUCAGCGAGGUGGAGCGCGGCUCGCAGGUCUACGACUGCUGGGCGCACUUCGUGCAGCCCUGGGGGCCCCGCGCCUACGUCACCUGGAUCACCGGCGGCAUCUUCGUGGCGCCCGUGCUGGUCCUGGCCACCUGCUACGGCUUCAUCUGCGGCCACCUCUGGCGCAACAUCCGCGGCAAGACCCGCCGGCGCGGGGAAGGGGGCGGCGGGGCCCGCCGCAAGCCCGGGGCGGCGGCGGCGGCGGCGGCUGGGCCCCCCGGCGGCGCCUUCCUCAGCGGGCUUCUGCCCACCCCGUGUGUCAGCAGCGUCAAGACCAUCUCCCGGGCCAAGAUCCGCACCGUCAAGAUGACCUUCGUGAUCGUCUCGGCGUACAUCGCCUGCUGGGCGCCCUUCUUCACUGUCCAGAUGUGGUCCGUCUGGGACCCGCAGUUCUCCUGGAUCGAUUCUGAAAACACUGUCAUUACAGUCACUGCUCUGUUGGCCAGUCUGAACAGUUGUUGCAAUCCAUGGAUCUACAUGUUCUUUAGUGGACACCUCCUGCAAGACUGUAUACAGAGCUUCCCUUGCUGUCAAAAAAUAAAACAAAAGCUGAGUAAAGAAGAUUCUGACAGCGUUAGCAGAAGACAGACUUCUUUUACCAACAACAGAAGCCCAACAAACAGUUUGGACAUGUGGAGGGGUUCACCCAAAUAAUCAAAAUCUACCAAAUUCAUCCCCAUUCCAAUCUGAACGAGUUACACAGAAGAGACAGGUCUUCAAGUGCAGUAACAGCACUUGUGAGUAUCAUAGUGUGGCGCUUCAAGCUUGUCAAGGCACUAGUCAUGAACAAUUAACUACAGCAGUAGCCAUAUCAUGAAAUGUACAAUAUUGCUAAAUAAACUAUUUUGAACUGCUGUAAAUUAUAUGAAAAGUAUUAAUGACAUACAAAGCAGUGGAAUGUGGGCAAUUGCUCUGGAAAGAGUACUAAUGACCAUAGUUUUUCUAAAGUUAACUUUAUUCAUUUUUUGUUUAACACUUUGUUUGCAUGGUCAUAAUUUUAAUUGAGACACUGCUUCAAAACAGUAGAGGACUGGUAAGUAAACUAGAGUAACUCCAUGGCUCAUUAUUAUAAUGGCUAUAUGUUGUACUGAUCCUCUGAAGUAAUUGGAAAAUCACAAGGUGUAAAGCAGUUCAUAAUUUGACCCUAAACCAUGGGGAAAUUGCUAGAAGAAAUUCCAGUCUUACUGGACAGGGAACAUUCUAAAUAGCUUGGUUAACCAGGCACAUAGAGUUAUUGGAAAUUUAACUAUUCCUAUUGCUUUACCAUUCAACUCCACCAGGAAAUGAACUGAAACUGGCCAACGUUUUUCACUGAGGGCCCAGUUGUGCAGUCUUUAUGCUGGCAAAUCUUCCAUUGAUGUCAGUGUCUAGGUAUGGACUUCAUGGCUGGAUUUUUGGGGCUUACUCCUGCUCCCAUAGAUAUUGAUGGAUUUUUUUCAUUAGAUGCUGGAUCCAGCACCUGCCUUUUAAAUUAAAAAGCAGAGACAGAGUGACAAAAACAUUACAUGUCAAACUUAGUUGCUCCCCAGCUGUUGGUAAAGUGCUACUGAAAGCCACAACAAGACCAACACCAAUACAAAAAAAAAACACCUGGUUUAAGAGUAGAAACUGCUCUUGUUUUGUUUUGUUUUCUUGCUAGGGCCUAAUCCUUGCAAUCCACAAUUAGUCCUUACUUAUGGAAACAGUCCCACUGAGUUCAAUGGAAUGACACUAAUUGCCUAGCAGCUUCGGGGUCAAGCAAGUAUAUUCCAGGAUGUGAAUUUCAGACUAAUCUUACAGUUGUUCUGAGAACAUGCAAGGAUUGCAACUUUUUGGCAGUCCUAAAUGAAUUGCUCACUGAAUGCAAAGAUGUGAAGGGGCAUUCCAUGUGACUACAUAGACUUUAAGUGCAUCAUGGUUGCCAGCUGAAGUGUGCUGACAUCUAAGCAUAAUUCAUCAUCAUAACUACUCUUAAAGUGUGCCAGUAUCCCACUACAACUUAUGCUUUGCUGUGUGUUAUUCCUAUAGCAUCUGAGUACUUUAAUAACACAUUUUCAUGAAAGCUUGGUUUUGAAGCUCCUUGAACAAAUUUUGCUGUUUGUUACAAGUCCUAAGAAUCUCUUAAAAGGACAACAUUGAGGCUAGUGAGCUUAAAAUGAGACCUAUCAUUUUAGUGUGGUUUUGGAGGCACACCUAUCACACUGUCACUCUGUUCUAUCUGUUUGCUCCAUUCUUUUGAGCACAUCAGGUAUGGAAGUUUUCAAUAAUUUUGCUGGUGAUAUGCAGGAUUCAGAUUUGAAUUUCUAGCAUGCUCUUGAGAAUCAAAAAUCAAGCAGAGUGGAAGAGCAGUGGUAUAUUUAUAAAUAUACUUGCAUCACAUGCAUGCUCAUACCUCUGAUCAGAAACAAAUUCCCUCUGUUUCUUGUUGGUAGGUCACUAUAAAGAGGAUUUGGGAUUUAACAAGAUUGAGCCCUAGUUAUUGUUUGGCUAGUUAAAUAUUGGGCAUGUUGACCCUAAAUAUGCUUUUCAUGCAGAGCAAGAUUGGGCCCAAUAUCUCUCUAAGCAUUCAAAAGGGGAAAUAAUAGAAAUAAUUGAAACUGCAUACUAAUUAGGCUAUAUUCUGCCUCCACAGUACUAAUGGAGCUCCCAUCCAUUUCAGUAAUAAUUUUGUGCAAAGAAUGAGGUCAGACUACGUCCUGACAGAGAAGAGUGAUUUUCAUGCAUUGCUAGCCCCAUAGAAAAUGAUAGCUAUUUCUUCAGGAACAAAAAUAUGGGGAGAAAAGCCUACAGCAUUAAAAUGGUACAUUGUACUUUUUAUGUUUUCUUUUUAAUAUGCAUUUAAAAGCCUGAAGGAUCAAAGUUUAUACACAGAUGUACAUAAAACAUAUAGAUAUGAGUAAAUGUAUGAACCUGUUGAAAAAAUUUGGUCCAAAUCUACAUAUGUAUGUAUUGGAGGACUCUGUGUGUGUGUGUGUGAAAUGUGUAUAUAUACACACAGUGUGUACUGCAUAAGCAUCAGAUACAUAUUUAGGUUGCAUAUGUCUCAUAUGAAGAUGCUAUUCUUUGACUAAUUUUAUGUUUUUGUUAAUAUUACUAUCUUUGUACAUGACAUCUAUGCAACUAGGUGUGCUUAUAACAUUUUAUCAAAGGUUAUUAGCCUGAAUUUUUCUAUAAUUAUAUACAUUAAAAUAGACAAGACAAAUAAAAAUUUUGAAAUCUUAAUGAAAGUUGGGCAAUGAACGGCAUAAAAUAUAAACAAAUUAUGGCUCAAAAUUUUAGCAGAGUCUUUAAUUGUUUUCCAAGUAUGCUACAAAAUCUAUGCCUAAAUUUUGGUGAUUUCCCAUGCAGUUGUAUUUCAUAAGUGCUAUGUAGUUCUUGUGACUGAUUUGAUAAAACUGCAUAGGACAGGAUUUGAGAUUCCAAACAUUUUGUAAUUAUUACUUUGAGUUUCUUCUUUUGCUUAAACUUUUUUUCAGAGUGAAAAUUAAGGUGUUCUAUACAGAUACAAAAGUGCUUCUUAAUAGUUGGUUGAAGUUAAUGUUAGCAUAAGAUUUUCAUGUGCUAAUGAAAAAUUUCUUGUUCUUCCUGUUUUCAAUCAAUGAAUAAAUAAUUGCUCAUUUAAAAUGUAUAAACUUGCUCCAAUAGACUUCUG